UGUUCAAAACUCUGCAUUAAGUAAUAAGCAAGGAGAAUCGCUUUCUAAAAUACGUUUAUGCUUGAUUUUCUUGCGUAGAUUUGGACAAGAUUAGUUUAUAUAAUGGCAGAGUAUUGGUUGAUUUCUGCUCCGGGUGAUAAAACCCCGCAACAGACUUACACAAAUCUCAAAAGCAAAAUGACUGGACUCACGGCAGUGUUCUCUCUUCAGCUUCCAGAGCUCAAGGUUGGAACUUUGGAUACACUUGUGGGAUUAUCGGAUGAUUUAGGAAAACUGGAUGGUUUUGUUGAAAGUGUGACACGCAAGUUAGCUCACUAUAUGGGUGAUGUACUUGAAGAACAUCAGGACAGAGUAAGAGAAAAUCUGCUUGCGAAUGGGCAGGACCUGUCUAACUUUGUAACCAAGUUUCAGUGGGAUACUGCAAAAUACCCAACCAAACAAUCACUGAGGAACCUAACAGAGAUUAUUAGUAAGCAAAUAACACAGAUUGAACAUGACCUAAAGAGCAAAGCAUCUGCUUACAAUGCCAUCCGUGGAACUUUGGCUUCUCUGGAUAGAAAGGCCAAGGGAAGCUUGUUAACAAGAAAUUUGGGUGAUUUGGUGAAGAAGGAAGAUUUUGUUUUGGACUCAGAAUAUCUUACCACACAGUUAGUGGUUGUUCCCAAAGCCCUUACCUCUGAAUGGGAGAGAGUUUAUUGGAAACUAACUGAUAUGGUUGUUCCAGAAUCUUCAAAGCUGGUUUACGAAGACAACGAACAUGGGCUGUACACAGUUACUCUGUUCAAGAAAGUUGUUGAUGAGUUUAAACUACAUGCAAGAGACAAAAAAUUUUUAGUUCGAGAAUUUGUGUAUGAUGAACAAGCCCUUGAAGCAGGAAAAAACGAGAUCACAAAACUGGAAUCAGACAAGAAAAAGCAGUUUGGUCCGCUUGUGAGGUGGCUCAGAGUCAACUUCAGUGACUCUUUCAUUGCAUGGAUACACGUCAAGGCCCUUCGUGUGUUUGUGGAGUCAGUUUUAAGAUAUGGUUUGCCAGUGAACUUCCAGGCCAUGUUACUACAGAGUCUUGAGAUCCCAGGACUCAGCCUUGCGCACCAGGAAUAUUAUCCCUACGUGUUUUAUCAGAUUAAAUUAGAUCUUAUUGACCGGUAAAGAUCGCCAGUCAGAAUUGUUUACAAAUGAUCAACCUUAAAAAAUAUUCUAAUUUUUAACCGAAUGAAAGAGAGAUGAAAUUUGAAUGUUUUGGCAAAGGGUCAUCAGGGAAGUAUCUCUCGAUAAUUGCUUUCUAAUUUGCCUUUAAAUAUUAUGAAAAAAAAUUGAGAUGUAAAUACAAGAUAAAUGUGAGUAGGAUGGUCGCCCUCUCCCAUCGGGAUUAUCUACUACAUGUACUAAAAUGAUUUCCAAUAUGUACAGCUUUUAGUGGGCUAUAUACCCCAAUUUUCUGUUAAACAUGCAAAUUAU
This is a messenger RNA of Stylophora pistillata, 1458 nucleotides long. RefSeq names its product V-type proton ATPase subunit C. The record is from RefSeq and is a predicted model, not a curated record. Gene Ontology annotation, molecular function: proton-transporting ATPase activity, rotational mechanism. Gene Ontology annotation, cellular component: vacuolar proton-transporting V-type ATPase, V1 domain; lysosomal membrane. Gene Ontology annotation, biological process: proton transmembrane transport. NCBI's taxonomy places the organism in Eukaryota, Metazoa, Cnidaria, Anthozoa, Scleractinia, Pocilloporidae.